Molecule: messenger RNA, 2454 nt
Organism: Ruditapes philippinarum (Manila clam)
Lineage: Eukaryota; Metazoa; Mollusca; Bivalvia; Venerida; Veneridae
Exons: 2
Coding region: 1-2454 (817 amino acids)
Source: RefSeq, a predicted model, not a curated record
AUGUGUCUGCAUCGGGAUAAAAUAUUUGCCUUGCUAGAUGGAGUCAGGAAAGUUAUACUGAAGGGUCACAAAGGCGCAGUUACACGACUCCUGAACAAAUUCGAGAUAAUUCAGCGGGAGGCAGCCGAUUACGAGGAACUUGUGACGAUCAUUGACUCCCUCAAACAGAAACAGCAGACGAUCACGGAGAUUCAUGAAAAGAUCCUUGAUUCUUUUCAAGACGAAGAGGAAGAACAAAUAGAAACAGAAAUUCUUGAGCAUGAUGAAUAUAUAUACAUGUUAAAGACCAAGAUACAGAAGAUACAUGAUUUUAGGAAGGUAUCAAUUUCAAAUUUGAACUACAAUUCCCCAGCUCUAAACCCUAAUGCUCAGCCAUUUCAAGUGUCCGUAUCAAGCGAAACAUCCGAGAUUUGUGCGCCAGGUAUCAGCGAGAAUACUUCCCAGAUGCAUUUCUUACCGUCCUUAUCUCAAAGCUCAGUAUAUCACAAAUUACCAAAAUUAGAUUUGCCGAAGUUCGACGGAAAUGUCCUUGACUGGUGUUCAUUCUGGGAUUCAUACGAGUCUGCUAUACACUCGAAUGUUUCACUUAGCGGAGUACAGAAAUUCAAUUACUUGAAGUCGUGUCUUAAAAAUGAGGCUUUGCAAACAAUAGCUGGAUUUGCCUUAACUAAUGUUAAUUAUGAACAGCCUAUUUCAUUGUUACAUGAGAGAUAUGGUCAAAAGGACAGAAUUAUACAAACUUACAUGAAAGCAUUACUAGAAGUUCCAGCACCCAUGUACACUGUACAAAGUAUUAGAAAAUUCUAUGAUACAACAGAGACAUAUAUCAGAGCAUUAGCUUCACUAAAUCAGAAUGAGACUACAUACGGUUCAUUACUUACACCUGUUAUCCUUCAAAAACUACCGCCAGAGGUCAGAACAAACAUUACAUGUGCGCACGGGAUACAGUCGUGGUCUUUGCGUGAAUUGAUGAAAUGUAUACUGAAUGAAAUCAAUAUUUUAGAUGCUGGAAAUUUGCUGAAUACCCCUCAAGACUUAAUUCCGACAGCAACUUUUCUAACAAAAUCUGAUUCUAGUAGAACAGAAAGAAAAAAUACACCCAUACCAAGCAACUUACGAUCACAUAGACAAAGAUGCGCGUUUUGUAAGGGAGAGCACUCUUGUAUAGACUGUGUAAAAUUUAAAGAUCGUGAACAGAGAAUGAAGAUAGUGAAGGAAAGAAGGCUAUGUUUUAAUUGUCUGGGAAACCACAAGAUUACAGACUGUAAGUCUAAAUUCAAGUGUAAAAUAUGCUCACGCAGACAUCAUACUAGUUUUUGUGGAGUAAAAAUAGCAGCCAAAUCUACAGAUAAGUAUCCUGUUAUCAACAAUGAGAAAGGGAACUCCACUUCGGUAUUACAUUCUGCUUACUCUACCACACCAGGUCCUGUAUUAUUAAAGACAGCAGUUUCCAUGGUAACCUCAAAAAGUACCUCCAUUUCUGCCAAUAUCCUAUUUGAUGAAGGUUCCCAGAGUUCAUUUAUAAGUGAACACCUAGCCCAAAAAUUACAAUUGGAGCCCACCGGAAGUGAAACUUUAUACAUGUCGGGUUUCGGAGACACAGAGCGUCGCGUGCGACAUUUAAGCAGAGCAACCGUGUAUUUAGAAACACCAGAAGAAAAUAUUCCCAUAAAGGUUUUGAUUAUUCCUGAAAUUUCCACGCCACUGAAAUCUCAUCACAAAUAUGCUGCUCGCCUUACUUACCUGAAAGGGCUCAAACUCGCACACCCAGUCUCAGGAGAUGAAGAUUUUGAUAUCGAGAUUCUAAUUGGUGCUGAUCAUUACUGGGACGUAGUACAAGAUAAAGUUAUCAGAGGUGACGGGCCUACAGCUACACUAUCUAAAAUCGGAUACCUUCUAUCAGGACCAUUGAAAACUGAUCCUGAAAUACAUUCCACAUCGAUCCCCAUCUGUAAAAUUAACGUUAUGACUGUGAUUACGCAUAAUGAACUUAAAGUAGAGCAUCUUAAGAUAAAAGAGUCGGUCGGAGAAGGAUAUAAGCCAAACCAACAAUUAUGCUACGAAAAAAGACGCGAAUAUUCAGAAAAUAGCAUUACGUACAGUAAAGAAAAUUAUGUUGACAAUUUACCACAGAAAGAUGACCACUACAUUAUAUCACGAAACGAACAUAUAAGUAGACCCAGAACUAUGCCCCACCAUCCUGUGAGAAAAGACUCGGAGAAAAUAUGUGUUAUAAAUGACCGCACACGUAUCUAUACAUUCAUGUACACAUAUCUCAUAGACCCAUCUCAUCUACUAUACAGACGCAGGAUUACCUCCAUUUUUUACCCAGACGACAGAGAACUCACAACAAGGGGAUUAAAUGAGCCUGUCGAGGAACUGUACAUACUCAUAGAUGCAACGCUUGGACGUUUCUUUUCAAGAUGGAAACACAAAUACCUAACCUUGUUAUGA